AUGUUUUUUGGAAGAAAUCUGAGUUUGUUAUUUGGCUAUCCUUGUUUUCUCUCUACUAUUAAAGCAAUUAUACGCCUUAAUGACCAUUUUAUCUUGACCCGUUUCUUGAUAAUUGCUUGGGGUGUGUGGAAAUUUCGAAACCUGAAGUUUUUCCAGCAAACCAGCACUCUUGAUGUGUGUGAUGUGGUGAGAAAUUGUCUUGAUUAUGUUGAGAACUUUCAGUUACUUCGUAAGCAUGUGAGUGUUCAUCAUCAGUCUUCAACUUUGUGUUGGUUACCUCCACCUUGUGGGUUUUUCAAACUGAAUGUAGAUGGAGCCAUUUUUGAGGCCUUGAAUUGUUCUGGGGUGGGUGCUGUUUUGCGGGAUGAUAAGGGAUGCUUGGUUAUGGCAAUGUCUAGAAGGGAGUUGGGUAUUCAUGAGGUAGAAGACAUAGAAGCUCUUGCUGCACUUAGGGGUUUGCAAUUAACCUCUCACUUGGGUAUUUCUCAUCUGAUUUUAGAAGGGGAUUCUUUUGCUGUGAUGGAAGCUAUAUGCUCUAGGGGGGAGAUUUUGGAUAGGUGCAGUAUUUUAAUUCAUGAGGUGAAGAAGAUUCUGUCCACUUUUGAAUCUUUUGAAGUUCUGCAUGUGGGAAGACAUGGUAAUGAGGCUGCACAUAUUCUGGCUCGUCAAGCAAAGUUUGUGGAUGAUACACUGCAAUGGUGGAAUGAUCCUCCAGAUUUUCUUCGUAGCAGACUUGAAGUGGAUGCUGGGCGUGUCCUUUCUUAA
Molecule: messenger RNA, 765 nt
Organism: Juglans regia (Persian walnut)
Lineage: Eukaryota; Viridiplantae; Streptophyta; Magnoliopsida; Fagales; Juglandaceae
Exons: 1
Coding region: 1-765 (254 amino acids)
Molecular function (GO): RNA-DNA hybrid ribonuclease activity; nucleic acid binding
Source: RefSeq, a predicted model, not a curated record